Lactuca saligna is the source of this 363-nucleotide messenger RNA. Lineage: Eukaryota; Viridiplantae; Streptophyta; Magnoliopsida; Asterales; Asteraceae. The record is from the annotation of a GenBank genome assembly.
AUGGAUGUAAAUCAAACAGACGAAGAAGAAUGCACCUUGGAAACUCCAAUGAAGCGUUUUACCCCAAAUGACAAGCCACCAGUCGAUAAGUUUCAUCUUCCAAUCACCAUGUUAAGGCUUAUUCCAAGAAACUCAAAGGUUUUAAAGCAAUAUCUUGCUCUCACCAAUGAUCUUCCCAAACCAAAUAUUGACACCUGUGUUGUUGUUGUUGUAUACUUACCCUCAAGUGAAAUUUCACUGGCUGUGGAAGGAUCAGUAUCAACAACUCUCAAGAGAAAAGUAGUCGAAGUCCCUCCUACUACUAUUACGAAGACCAAGACUGUGGUAUCUAAGUUUAGUGGUAUGAAAUUCAUGAUUCUUUAA